AGACCGGGCGGCUGUGACGUCAUGCUUGGCGGCGUGGCCCGCGAUUGGCGGUUGCCUUCCUUGGCCGACGGACCCGCAGGACGGCAUCAGUGGCCAAAGGACUGAAUGGAUAUUGAAGCUGCCUGUGGGCCCCGGAGGGAUGGUUGGCUAUGACCCAGAUUCCAAGUGCUCAUCCCUUUCUACGGUGGAAAUCGCAGCAGGUGGAUCCGCAUCUGGGUUGGUCACUCGAGCACUUAUUAGCCCCUUUGAUGUCUUGAAGAUCCGUUUUCAGCUUCAGAUAGAGCAACUGUCAUCCAGAAACCCACAGGCCAAGUAUCAUGGUAUUUGGCAGGCAUUUUGGACAAUUCAAAAAGAGGAAGGGCCAAGAGCUUUCUGGAAGGGCCACGUCCCUGCUCAGCUCCUCUCAAUAUGCUAUGGAGCUGUCCAAUUCGUAAGCUUUGAACUUCUGACGAAGUUGGUGCACCAUGCCACAUCUUACGAUGCUCGUGACUUCGGCGUGCACUUUGUUUGUGGUGGAGUGUCUGCUUGUGCUGCCACUGUGACAGUUCAGCCUCUGGACACACUGCGCACCCGCCUUGCUGCCCAGGGGGAGCCAAAGAUUUACAGGAAUCUCCGCCAUGCUGUGGUAAGCAUGUAUCAAAGAGAAGGGCUGCGGACAUUUUAUAGGGGGCUCACUCCUACCGUCAUUGCUGUUGUCCCCUAUGCUGGCUUCCAGUUUUCUUUUUAUGGUCUUUUGAAGAAUCUGUAUAACUGGAUUGUCCCAAGUGAAGAAAUGAAAAAAGGAAAUAUUAAAAACUUUGUGUGUGGAAGCUGUGCUGGCGUCCUCAGCAAAACCCUCACUUAUCCUUUUGACCUGUUCAAGAAACGGCUGCAGGUGGGCGGCUUUGAACAAGCCCGUGCAUCUUUUGGGCAGGUGCGGACUUAUGCGGGUUUGUUGGACUGCGCCCAACAGAUUGCACGGGAUGAAGGCCCCCGGGGAUUCUUCAAGGGCCUUUCCCCAAGCUUGCUGAAAGCUGCUUUUUCAACAGGCUUCACCUUUUUCUGGUAUGAGUUCUUUUGCAGCCUCCUUAGCACCCUGAAGGAUUCAGGUGCCUUAAAGAUGCCGAAAGGCUGAUGCCCACAAGAGUCUUGGCCUGCAAUACUUCUUGCUGAAAUGUUCUAUCAGCCUUGCCAUUGUAUGCGGAGGGAGUGCAGAAAGGGUUGCAGAGCUGCUUUUGUCUUUUUUGUCAAAGCCCCAAAUGCAUAUUUCUUAUCCAUUUGGCGCAUACAGAAGGAGCUUGCGACAUUGUGGGCCUGUCCUUUCUGCCAACAACUUCUGCCCUGUGCACUUCCUCUUCUUUCUCCUGUGGAACAAGCCUGGAUUCCUGGAGGAGUUGUACCAAUAUCAAAGUGAGCAACCUCUAAUGCUAUAAAGUUUGCUCAAAUGAUGGGGAAAGUUCUUGCGCUGUUGGUCUCUUUUCCCCAGUCCCUUUACUGGAACUAUUCUAACUUUCCCCCCACCCUAAAGACACUGCGCCUCCAAAAUUUGCUGACCAAGCUUCUCCAAGACUGACAAUAAGCCAGGAGUGCACAUUUCUUUGCUGGAAGUGUCAUCUUAAUAGUAUGGUGCAUUCAGUUCAGGGAAUGAAAGCGUAGUGCCUCAAACUGGACUGUGUCAGAUUUUGACCCCUGUUUAAGGCCCAUGGUCUUAAAAGGCAUUGUGACACCCUAGUGUUUUUCCAGUGGUGGAGCCCACUGUGUAAAACAAAAACAAAUAGACUAAAUAGCAUGCUACUAAAGAAAGGAAAGCCUACAAAGCUUUCUUUCAGAUGUAUCCAGCUAUGACUAGUGGGAGUGGCACUACAUCCACUGCCUAUUUGUCUUCUGUGCCAACAGUCGCAUUACUGUUUGUAUUUUACUUGCACACCUAGACACACUCAUGCCUCUGUACUGUUACUGCCUGUGAAAUGGCAGAAGCUAACAUUGUAGUUAUGCAGCAGACCCAGAAACAAGCUGUUUUUCAUUUUUACAACACUGCACUGCUAUCUUAAUGCACAAUUGAUGAAUCUAUCUUGAGAUAGUGGCCUUUGGAACAUGUUGGUUCUUCUGGUUUUGUUCAAUAAUGCAAAAAAGGCCUAUCAAUGUUAAAAUACACGAACUGUAAUUUUCUAACUUUGAGUCUCUUUAAUCAAUAUUUGUAUAUUGAUUACUAUAUAUUUACAACCCCUGGAAUAAAUUUCAUCCCAAUGCAGGUAAAACAGAUACUUUAUUUGGAGCAAAUAUUGUGGAGACAGAGAACUAAUCUGGUACAUUUGCCUGCUGUUCUUAUGUAUAAAGCAGCGUGCAAGUACAGUCAGCCACCCACAUUUGCUGGGGCUAGGGGCACAGGACCCUCAUGAAAGUGGAAAAUCACAAAUAACAAACACUUUUAAAAACCCUGAGAUAAUACUUCUCUAUGAAUCUAUAGUUCAUUGAAAUUUUGGUCAACAUCUGCCAGAAGUUGACCAUAGAAUUCUGCUGCAGGAUCUAGAAAUGAACUAUAUUAAUUAAAUCCAUUAAUAAUCAAAGCUGCAAAAGUCAAAGACGCAAAUGUGGGGGCUGACUGUAGAAUUAGCCCGGAAACAUGCUGGUCAAUUCCUAUUGUACUUUUGGAAUGGCACAGAGGAGUAAUUUGGGCAUACAGGGUUUUUGUUUACAUAUAGAAAGGCUAUGUUGUAAUAAAUUAGAUAUGGCUGUGCUUUUGAAGCUUGGUUUGCUAUUGAAAUUAGAAGCGGUUGUCCUCUUUCAGGACUUCACCACACCAGCCUUAUGUCUCUCAACAAUCAUGUUGUGGAAGCAAACAGGGACAACACAACAGCUCAAAAAUCAUCACCGAUGAUUGUGCUAUUAUGCCCCUGCCUUUUGUUUCUCAUCUCCUGGUCUUCUCCUUUCCUGACUUACCUUUUAACAUUACCCCUUGCUCUCCCUUUCCACAGGCUUUGCAGAAUGGCCCUGAAAAAAAUGUUUUAUGAUAGGAACGGGUGUGGAUUCCUUUCUUUUUCUCUCUUUAUUUAAAUACUUCUUACUCUGUUUGAGAGUAUAGUUACAGUCCUGUUACAGUUCUGCAGGGGAGGAGAGUGGCGACUAACCCAAAGGGAAAGGGGUGUAAGAUUAAAUGGAGGGAUAUUUCCUGGGAUAGGGAAGGAGAGAAAUCAGAGCUAACUUUACUCAGCCUCUCUCUUCCUUCCCUGGGGCUCACCAACCUCAGUCUGCUUAGGAAGAGUAUAGGGAGCGAAUCAAGCCCUCUCAAGCUGCAAAACAGAAAACUAUCAAUGAGUUGUUCUCAUCAAUUAAAAAAAUGCACUCCAUCAAUGAUUUAAAUGCAAAAUAACAAUGGGAGAGGCACACUUUCAUAUCAUAAGAACUAGCUACAGAUGCUCGCUGCAAUUGCAAUUUAGUAGCCUCAUGAUAAAGCCCUCAGCCUUUUCCCCUCCCUCCAUUGCCUACGCCUUGUCAUUAUUCAAAAUAAUCUUGUGCCUUAUAUUAAUCACAUAUCCAGAUACAGAUUAUUCAGCAGCACUUUAUGCCUAAUAUAUCCAGUGUCACCUUUUGAUUUCUUGCAGAGAAAGUAUCUUAUAGGACCAUAUCUAUCACAGUACUUGUUGGGAACCCUUGAUGUGUAGGGAAGAAACACAAGAGAGAAACAGUUCAGGGUUAAUGACUCUGGUGACUUUUAUUUUUUGACUCUCAUUGUUUUAUUAGAGUCUAAUCCAUUAUGGUUUUUCCAUUUUUCAUAUGAAGAGUUAUUUUUCAAGGGCAGGACCUAUAAGGAUUUGGACCAGCCUGUAUGAAACACAUGUUUCUGCUAGAAAAAUAAAUAAAUAAAUAAAUGUAUUUAAUGUGAA
Molecule: messenger RNA, 3863 nt
Organism: Anolis sagrei ordinatus
Lineage: Eukaryota; Metazoa; Chordata; Lepidosauria; Squamata; Anolidae
Gene: SLC25A19
Product: solute carrier family 25 member 19
Biological process (GO): thiamine pyrophosphate transmembrane transport
Cellular component (GO): mitochondrial inner membrane
Molecular function (GO): thiamine transmembrane transporter activity
Source: RefSeq, a predicted model, not a curated record